GCAUCGGGUCCCCAGGCGGGGCGACCGGCAUCGGGCCCCCAGGAGGGGCGACAGGCAUCGGCCCCCAGGCGAGGCGACAGGCGUCGGGCCCCCAGGCGGGGCAACAGGCAUCGGGCCCCCAGGCGGGGCGACAGGCAUCGGGCCCCCAGGCGGAGCGGCGGGCCCCCAGGCGGGCGACAGGCAUCGGGCCCCCAGGCGGGGCGACAGGCAUCGGGCCCCCAGGCGGGGCGACAGGCAUCGGGCCCCCAGGCGGAGCGCGCGGGCGCCGGACCCCCAGAUGGAGCGACAGGUCUCGGGCCCUCAGGCGGAGCGGCGGGCGCCGGUCCCCCAGGUAGAGCGACAGGUCUCGGGCCCUCAGGCGGAGCGGCGGGCGCCAGACCCCCAGGUGGAGCGACAGGUCUCGGGCCCUCAGGUGGAGCGACAAGUCUCAGGCCCCCAGGCGGGGCGGCGGGCGCCGGACCCCCAGGCGGAGCGGCGGGCGCCGGACCC
Molecule: messenger RNA, 489 nt
Organism: Staurois parvus
Lineage: Eukaryota; Metazoa; Chordata; Amphibia; Anura; Ranidae
Source: the annotation of a GenBank genome assembly